AUGUCUGUGGACUCAAAUUCAAACAUUUCCCUCACUGACGUAGAGUACCCAGCCUGGUGCCAGGACGACGAAGUCCCAGUGACAAAAGCUCAAAUAAGAGCAAUCUUCGAAGAUCUGGCUCUGAAGUUCGGCUUCCAACAAGCCUCAAAGGAAAACAUGUUCCAUCUCCUACUCUCACAAUUGGACUCCCGUGCAAGCAGAACAACUCCACAAAGUGCUCUACUCUCUCUACACGUCUCUUAUAUCGGCGGCGAACAAGCAAACUACAGGAAAUGGUACUUCGCUGCUCAGCUCGACCUAGAUGAAGAAAUAGGAUUCCAAAAUAUGAAACUGCGCGGCAAAGCAAGAACUAGAAAUAAUAAAAUGGCUAAAAAAAAUGGUGUCUCAAUCAAAAAACAAAGCGAAGAAUGGAAACAGAGAGAACUAGAAUUCAUUAAUAGCCACCCAAAGAUCACCCUUACCCAAGAACAAUUCAAAGAUGAUACGAAUUUGAAAACUGCAGACUAUAAAUGGAAACUGAAAAUGAAACAACUCUCGUAUUACCAUAUGGUAAGACAAAUCGCUUUAUAUUUACUUUGCUGGGGUGAAGCAAAUCAAGUCAGAUUCACUCCAGAAUGUUUGUGUUUUAUAUUCAAAUGCGCACUAGACUAUGAUAUCGCUACAGAAUCUUCAUCGACUUAUGAAUUGAAAGAAUUCUCUUAUUUAAAUAACGUCAUUACCCCAUUGUAUCUAUUCUUGAAAACCCAAGUCUACAAAAAACAACAAGAUGGAACUUGGAAAAGAAGAGAACAAGAUCAUAAAGAUAUUAUAGGUUAUGAUGACGUAAACCAACUCUUUUGGUAUCCUGAAGGAAUAGAACGUAUUAUAUUGAGAAAUGGAGAAAGAUUAGUUGAUAAACCAUUACAAGAUCGUUAUUUACUCUUUAGCGAAAUCGAAUGGCCAAAAGUAUUUUAUAAGACUUACAAAGAAACAAGAAGCUGGAUGCAUAGUUUUACUAACUUUAAUAGGUUCUGGAUAAUUCAUUUCUCUUCAUUUUGGUUCUUCACUUCUUUUAAUUCUCCUGCAUUGUAUACAAAAAACUAUAUCCAACUAUUAAACAAUCAACCAACCCCACAAGUUAGACUCUCGGCAAUAGCUUUGGGUGGUACAGUUGCAUGCAUUAUACAGAUUAUUGCAACUUUAUUCGAAUGGAAAUUUGUCCCAAGGGAAUGGCCUGGCGCUCAACAUUUAUCUCAAAGAUUACUAGGCCUUAUCAUUUGUUUCAUAAUAAAUUUUGGCCCCUCGGUUUAUAUAUUUGGAUUUUUCGACUUAGAUGUACACUCAAAGUCUGCUUUCGUAGUUUCUAUUGUACAACUGAUCAUAGGUAUCAUCACAACGGUGUUUUUCGCAACAAGACCUUUGGGCGGUAUGUUUAGAUCUUACUUGAAAAGAGGUAAAAAAAGAAGAAGAUAUAUUUCUUCUCAAACCUUUACAGCUUCUUUCCCAAAGCUCCUAGGUAGAAGUCAAUGGUUUUCUUAUGGCCUUUGGUUCUUUGUUUUUUUGGCAAAAUUUAUAGAAUCUUAUUUUUUCCUAACUUUAUCCUUAAGGGAUCCGAUCAGAGUAUUAUAUAUCAUGGAUAUGUCCAGAUGCAAAGGUGAUGCUUUUUUGCAAACUUAUCUUUGUAGAUACCAGCCAAAAAUCACUUUGUUCCUUAUAAUAUUGACAGAUUUAGGUUUAUUUUUCUUAGAUACCUACUUAUGGUACAUCAUUUGUAAUUGUGUCUUUUCCAUUGUACUAUCAUUUUCAUUGGGUACUUCAAUACUGACGCCUUGGAAAAAUAUUUAUUCAAGAUUGCCAAAAAGAAUAUAUUCAAAAAUUUUGGCUACUUCAGAAAUGGAGACAAAAUAUAAAUCCAAAAUAUUGGUGUCACAGAUAUGGAACGCAAUAGUAAUAUCAAUGUAUCGCGAGCAUCUAUUAUCUAUCGAGCAUGCAGAAAAAUUACUAUAUCAACAAGUUGAUUCAAUGGCCAUGGACAAGAGAACUUUAAAAUCGCCAACGUUUUUUGUUGCACAGGAUGAUUCAACUUUUAAGUCAACUGAAUUUUUUCCAAUAGAUUCAGAAGCUAAGAGAAGAAUUUCAUUCUUUGCUCAAUCUUUGUCAACACCAAUAACUGAGCCCGUGCCAGUAGAAUGUAUGCCAACAUUUACUGUUUUAAUACCCCAUUACUCAGAAAAAAUUCUUUUAACCCUAAAAGAAAUAAUAAAGGAAGAAUCAUCAAAAGCUAGAAUAACAGUAUUAGAAUAUCUGAAGCAACUUCACUCAACCGAAUGGAAUUGCUUUGUAAGAGAUACAAAAUUAUUGAAAACUGAAAAGGAUGCAAUUAAAGAAUCUCAAGAUAUUAAUGGGGAUUUUUCAACCUUUAAUUAUGGUAGUGCUGAAGAUUACGAUGAAAAACAGGGGUCUGCUAAAUCAGAACAAGAAAAUAUACCUAUAGUAGAGGAAUUAAUUCAAACAAAGAUAAACGAUCUACCAUAUUUUUACUUAGGGUUCAAUUCUUCAGAAUCAUUUUACACUUUAAGAACAAGAAUUUGGGCUUCUUUAAGGACCCAAACACUGUAUAGAACAGUUUCUGGAUUCAUGAAUUAUUCUAAAGCUAUAAAAUUACUAUAUAAAGUAGAAAAUCCCACCAUAAUUCAAGUGUACUCCAAGGACCUAGACGCCUUGGAAAAUAAUUUGGAUAAUAUGUCUUAUCGAAAAUUCCGGAUGGUGGUUGCGAUGCAAAGAUACACCAAAUUUAACAAAGAUGAAAUUGAAGCAACAGAGUUGCUUUUAAGAAGUUAUCCUAAUGUUAACAUUUCGUACUUACUUGAAGAACCUAUAGAAGGAACACAAGAAACCGAAUUCUAUUCUUGCCUAACAAAUGGUUAUUCUACAAUUAAUGAAAAAACCGGACUAAGAAACCCGAUCUUAAAAGUCAAAUUAUCUGGAAAUCCAAUAUUAGGUGAUGGAAAAUCUGAUAACCAGAAUCAUUCUAUCAUUUUUUAUAGAGGUGAGUACAUUCAAGUUGUUGAUGCUAACCAAGAUAAUUAUUUAGAGGAAUGUUUAAAAAUAAGAUCGGUAUUAAGUGAAUUUGAAGAAAUAGAUGUAAUAAGAUCAGUGCCCUAUAUACCGGGCAUUGAAUAUGAAACUGAACCACCUCCAGUCGCGAUUGUUGGAGCAAGAGAGUAUAUAUUUUCUGAAAACAUCGGAGUUUUAGGUGAUAUUGCCGCAGGUAAAGAACAAACUUUUGGAACCUUAUUUGCAAGAACUUUAGCAGAAAUUGGUGGUAAGUUACAUUAUGGACAUCCUGAUUUUAUCAAUGGUAUAUUUAUGACAACAAGAGGUGGUAUAUCUAAGGCUCAAAGAACCUUACACCUUAAUGAAGAUAUCUAUGCCGGUAUGAAUGCAAUAUGUAGGGGAGGACGUAUUAAACAUAGUGAUUAUUAUCAAUGUGGCAAAGGAAGAGAUUUAGGGUUUGGAUCUAUAUUAAACUUUACAACAAAAAUUGGCGCAGGCAUGGGAGAGCAACUGCUUUCAAGAGAAUAUUAUUAUUUAGGCACACAGUUACCGAUUGAUAGAUUUUUGUCAUUCUUUUAUGCCCAUCCUGGUUUCCAUUUAAACAAUCUUUUCAUUUCGAUGUCCGUCCAGUUGUUCUUCUUAUUGUUAUUGAAUUUGGGUUCUCUUAACAACGAAAUAAUCAUUUGUAAUUAUAACAAGGAUGCCCCAAUUACUAUGUUAGAAAAGCCAAUUGGUUGCUAUAAUUUAAAACCUGCUUUACACUGGGUAGAAAUUUUCGUGUUAUCAAUAUUCAUCGUAUUCUUUAUUGCAUUUGCUCCAUUGUUAAUUUUAGAACUAUUAGAAAAAGGCAUAUGGAAAACGGUUUCAAGAUUUCUUCAUCACUUAUUUUCAAUGGCACCGUUGUUUGAAGUCUUUGUUUGUCAAGUAUAUGCAAAUUCAUUGUUAAGCGAUAUUACAUUUGGAGGAGCUAAAUAUAUUCCAACUGGGAGGGGGUUUGCAAUAUCUAGAAUAGAUUUUUCACUGUUAUAUUCGAGAUUUGUUCUUGUAUCCAUAUAUUCUGGUUUUCAGGUCUUUAUGAUGCUUUUAUUUGCCACGAUCACUAUGUGGCAGCCAGCACUUUUAUGGUUCUGGAUAACCGUCAUAUCUAUGUGUUUUGCACCUUUUAUAUUCAAUCCUCAUCAAUUCGCAUUCUCUGAAUUUUUUAUUGAUUAUAGGAACUAUAUCAGAUGGCUAUCUUCAGGCAAUAGCAAAUAUGAAAAAGAAUCAUGGGUAAGCUUUGUAAAGUCAUCUAGAGCUCGUUUUACAGGGUACAAAAGAAAAAUAAUAAACGAUAAAUCAGAGGUAAAUCAGGGAGAAUCUAAAAAAGCUAGUUUCAGAAAUAUAUUCUUUGUUGAAAUAUUUAUUCCAUUUUUCGUUUUUUUAAUAAAUUUUACAGCAUAUACAUUUAUGAACUCUCAAAAUGGUGUAAAAAAUGUGAAGCCAACGAAUUCUAUUAUUAGACUAAUAAUAGUAACAUUUAUUCCAAUUGUAUUGAAUAUGACAUUAUUGCUGGCACUAUUUUCUGUAUCAUUUUUUAUCAUGCCAUUCAUGUCAUUUCUUUACAAAAAAUCUGGGUCAUCAGUGGCAUUGAUUGCUCAUGGAGCCUCAGUUAUAUUUUAUUUGAUCAAUUUUGAGCUAAUGUGUUUUUUAGAAGGCUGGAAUUUUGGCAGAACUUUAAUCCUAUUACUUACAUCCAUCAAUUUACAUGUUCUGCUUUUCAAGUUGGUUACAAUUCUAUUUUUAACAAGGGAAUUUAAAAAUAACAAAUCAAAUAUUGCUUGGUGGACAGGUAAAUGGUAUAAUACUGGUAUGGGUUGGGCUGUCAUCUUGCAGCCAAUAAGGGAAUAUACAGUAAAGGUGAUGGAAUCUAGUUACUUUGCAGGUGACUUCUAUUUGGGUCAUAUUUUGUUGUUUUUACAGACACCAUUUGUCUUAACUCCUUUCAUAGAUUACUGGCAUUCAAUGAUAUUGUUUUGGUUGAAGCCUGGCCAUAUUAUAAGCAAUAAAAGAAUAUAUACGAAGAAACAAAAAGCUAGGAGGAAUAACAUUGUGAGAAAAUAUUUCGUUCUAUAUUUCGUCAUAUUAUUUUCACUUUUAGCGUGCAUAAUUGCACCUAUCUUAGCUAAUAAGUUUUUCCCGUCACCUUCAUCCAUGAUUACUUGGAGUCCAAUAGAAGGUUUAAUCCAACCUAAUCAUCAAAAAAACAACGAUACAGGGCCCAAUGCUCCAUCUACUGUAUUAACAACUACUCCUCAACUUCCACAAUUCAAAACAGUACCUUGA
Messenger RNA from Vanderwaltozyma polyspora DSM 70294, 5358 nucleotides. It is a transcript of the gene FKS3, whose product is annotated as putative 1,3-beta-D-glucan synthase. Gene Ontology annotation, cellular component: 1,3-beta-D-glucan synthase complex; plasma membrane. Gene Ontology annotation, molecular function: 1,3-beta-D-glucan synthase activity. The record is from RefSeq and is a predicted model, not a curated record. The transcript has a single exon. NCBI's taxonomy places the organism in Eukaryota, Fungi, Ascomycota, Saccharomycetes, Saccharomycetales, Saccharomycetaceae. Gene Ontology annotation, biological process: fungal-type cell wall polysaccharide biosynthetic process; (1->3)-beta-D-glucan biosynthetic process. The coding region runs from base 1 to 5358 and encodes 1785 amino acids.